This is a messenger RNA of Thecamonas trahens ATCC 50062, 1087 nucleotides long. RefSeq lists its product as uncharacterized. The record is from RefSeq and is a predicted model, not a curated record. NCBI's taxonomy places the organism in Eukaryota, Apusomonadida, Apusomonadidae. The coding region runs from base 56 to 997 and encodes 313 amino acids. The transcript has a single exon.
CACCCCCUCCCAAUCCCCUCCCCUCUCCUCUCCUCGUACGCCGGGAACAGAGACCAUGCGCCAGCUGCUUGGUUACACAGGCUUUGACUCGAGCUCUGGGAGCGCGGGCAUGGCGUGGGCAGGAGGCUUUGUGGGCUUUGGACUCUUGUUCGUCCUCGUCCUUGUCGGUCAGCACCUGCACCCGGCUUCCCCCUCGCGAGUCCUUGUCGGCUACGCUACAGGCAUGGUGGGCGUGCUUGCUAUCGGCCUGGCUGCUGCGGGAGUGACGCAUGGCUCGUAUCCGGAUGAAGCUAACAACUCGGCUGGGUGGGCGGUCUUCUGGAGGCUGGCCACGGUGUGUGUUGGCUCGGCUGGCGCAGCUGCUCUUCCACUCGCGAGUCACCUCGUCUGGCCGUUCCCGCCUAUCUCGCUCUCUGCCCGCCCGUUCUCUGCUCCGCUCCGUGCAUGGCUCCCGCUGGCGGCGGCGGGUCUUGUGGCGGUUGUCCAUGGCGUGGCCCAGAUGGUGGAUCCCAUGGCGGGCGUCGCGGGUGCGGUGCUCCUCGUUGGGGCCGCCGCCCUCGCAGCUGCUGCGGUAUGGUCGCUCGUGGCUCCGCUGUGCUGUCCUCGCCUAGCGCCAGGCUUCCACUGCUGGCUCCGGGUGAGUCCGCUGCUUGCCGUGGCGCUGUGGAUGAUGGCCGGCACGAUUUUCCGCGCCGUACUGCAGGCCGACUGCGACGGCGAGGUCGCAGACGACUGCCCGCUCUCUGCGUCGUUCAACCACAAUGCGCUCGCAUACCUCUUCCUUCUCCUUGCCGAGCUCUCGCUCGUCCCACUUGCAGUUGUCCUCUACCUCCAGCGCGCCCCCAUCGUCUGGGUCUCCGGCGCCGACGCCGGCGUGCCGUUCAAGCCCAAGCGGGCGCGCCGUUCGCGAGCAAGCUCCUCCUCCGACCUAUCCUCCAACGAGUCCUCGUCCGACGAAACAUCGUACUUGGCAUCCAACGACAGCGCCCUUUGGUGAUGACGACAACAACACCAACGCUGGUCGUGCUGCGCCACCUUUGAGCGUCGUAAACAUGCAAAACAAGGCACACAGCCCAAAUGGAAGAAA